Salarias fasciatus (jewelled blenny) is the source of this 951-nucleotide messenger RNA. RefSeq lists its product as uncharacterized. Bases 1 to 951 code for a protein of 316 amino acids. The transcript is spliced from 6 exons. NCBI's taxonomy places the organism in Eukaryota, Metazoa, Chordata, Actinopteri, Blenniiformes, Blenniidae. Gene Ontology annotation, molecular function: protein binding. The record is from RefSeq and is a predicted model, not a curated record.
AUGGGGUGUGCCAGGACACAGAUCGACAGCCACCAGAGCACCAGCGAGUCGACGAUGGAGACGUCCGCACGUCUGUUACUGAUUCUGAUGCUUUUCCAACUUUACUCGGCACAAACACUCACUGGAGACAAUGACAUCCGGCUUCAACUGCCCGAUGUUAAGAAUGAUGAGGGAGGCCAGGACCAGGAGACUCUGAGCUCAGAAAUCUGGACUGAACUGAGGGAACUGAGAGACAUGGUGGUGGAGCUGAGAGUAGAAGUGAACCAGCUGAAGGAGAGAGCCACCGCUGCCGAGAGCCUCAUGGAUGCCCUUCAGUAUACGAAUAAUGCCUUGGAGAUCCGGGUAACUGUGGCUGAGCUGCUGGUGGAGGAGCUGCAGAUGGAGAAUGAUGCUCAAGCUACAGAGCUAACAAACACACAGCAGGAGCUCUUCAUUUUACGGGAAAGAAUGACAGCAGGUGAAAGUCAUGCAGAGAAGCUGGAGACACAACAGAAAGAGCAGAAUGCAGCUUUGCAAGAGCUACAAGAUACAAACAGAGAGAGCAAAGUGGCAUUUUCUUCCUCCCUUUUGGCAUCUGGUCACGGUAACAUUGAAAAUGAUGUUCCUACCCAACUCAUCUUCAGAAAUGUCUUCACCAACAUCGGAAACCACUACAACCCAAACACAGGUUACUUCACUGCGCCACUUCGAGGAGUGUAUUAUUUCAGGUUCACUGUCCAUGUUGCGCACUCUGAUUUCGGUUUUGGGAUGACACUUGUCAAGAAUGGAAAUGGUGUGGUUUUCAUCGGGGACAGGCCCACCUCAGACACAGAUGCCGAGGACAGUGCAUCCAACGGCGCAGUGCUGCAGUUAGAAGUGGGAGAUGUUGUCUCUUUACAAAGUUGGGGACAAGUAUGGGAUGACGAGUACCACAGAACCACUUUCAGUGGCCUUCUGCUCUUUCCCAACUAA